Frankliniella occidentalis (western flower thrips) is the source of this 2511-nucleotide messenger RNA. RefSeq lists its product as uncharacterized. The record is from RefSeq and is a predicted model, not a curated record. Bases 403 to 1194 code for a protein of 263 amino acids. NCBI's taxonomy places the organism in Eukaryota, Metazoa, Arthropoda, Insecta, Thysanoptera, Thripidae. The transcript is spliced from 6 exons.
CUAUGAAGUAGCGGCAACUUGGAAUGGAGCGGCUCGUCACGGACAGGCAACCGAACGACGAACGAAGUCCGGCGUCCGGCAGUGUAGUUCGUACAGUCAACAACGGCAAACCGGUCUCGCGGGAGCUUCAAGUCGGUGUUGUUAUGAUUAGGAACAAAUGUGGUGUUUUGUGACAAAGUUAGUGUAUUAAUUGGCCCUCCGACACCGAGUCGGCCACGAGAAGUCUGGCCUGGAUUCCGCGCCUGCUUUGAAUGUGCUGCAAAAGUGACGUGGGUGACGUGUGAGGGACCAAAGGGAGGUUAUGGAUUGCCUCAUGAAGUUCAACCAGUUCAAGAAUCAUCACAUCAUGCACAGAAAGGCGAGACAAAGGGCCCUGGCGCGGACGCUCUGCGGGACGUCCGCAUGCGCGUGGAGCCGUCCGCUGUGGAGGCGGGCAGCCCGGCCACCGUCAAGUGCGAGUACGACCUGGAGAACCAGAAGCUCUACUCGGUCAAGUUCUACCGCGGCAGCCACGAGUUCUACCGCUAUUCGGCCGAGGACGAGCCGCACACGAAGGUGUUCCCUUUCCCCCAGGGGCUACCCUCCAGCCCUGUCAACUUGCAGCGCUCCAACCAGACGCAGGUGUACCUCGGGGAGGUGUCCCCCUCGCUGGCCGGCAACCUGAGCUGCGAGGUGACGACCGACGACACGUUCGUCACGCGGCUCGUGUACACCAACCUGGUGGUCGCAGUGAAGCCCGAGGGACCGCCGCAUAUAACAACGUCGAAGAACUCUUAUGACCCCGGGGAGACGCUGCUUGCCACCUGCGUGGCCCAGCCGUCACAGCCCGCCGCCGAACUGUCCUUCUACAUCGGCGACCGAAUGGUGGGACAGGGAGUGCCCGAGGUGCGCAACACGUCAACGGGGCUGCUGGAGACCCGCCUGGAGCUCCGCCUCCGCCUCGCCGACAAGCACUUCAACGCCGGGACGGGGCGCGACCGGGACGGCGGCGAGAUGGUCGUGCUGCGCUGCCACGCCGAGGUGCCCAACCUGGCCGUCCACAACGCGUACACGCGGCUGAGUCGCCGGACCAAGCAUCCGGUCCCCGAGCGAGUGACGCAGCCCAACGCGGCGGCGGCGCUGGCCGCGAUGCCGGCCUCCCUCAUGCUGCUGCUGGUGGUGCUCGGCGCGCGCGGCUCCCUCGCCCGGAGAUGAUGGCCCUGAUGCAGCACGGGAGCCCGGCCGGGCAGCAGGGCACGUGCCCCGCACGCUCUACGGAAGUGGACUGAAGUGAUGUGAUGUGGCUAAUAAUGACGUUCGAGGUAGUCUGAGACCCCAAAGCCAUGGAACUCUUCGUACCAGAAACAAUGGCUGUUGUUUGGAGAGAUUCAUCAUUAUGGAUUGAACGCAAAGACACUCCUGGAAGGUGACGAGCACGAGAUAUUGUUCGAGUUUUGAGGGUGGGAAUCGUCGUAACCGGCGGUUGCCCACCAAGACUAUGUAUAAACGACCCUAUGGUUGCGUUGUGUGUGUUGUGUAAUUGUGUUUAAUUCAAGAACCUCGAUGCGAAAUGCAGGGAUGCUUCUCUACGUUUGACCAUGUUUGACACAUUGAAAGAAAUAAAUAGUUGAAAAGCAUGGAGUAAACUCAGUACAACGACAAAAUGUUGAUUUAUACAGGAAACUGGUUGUUUACAGAAGAUUUUUUGAAUGUUAGAAAAGCAUGUAAAAUAUUCUAAAACGAAAAAAUUUCAAAGAAUGAAUUGAGAUUAAUUGUGUACACAUAAGAGACUCAAAAACAUGUGGCUAUUUGUCUAGAAAUCCCCAACUUUUACUUGUUAACUGCUAGCUGUUUUAAAUACUGGGAAAGCGUCAUCCCCCCACGAAUACAAAGUGGCCGUGUGGCAUUAUUGUAUGUGUUCAUGGUAUGCAUUUCGAAAAACCAGAAGUGGUAGACCAGAAUAGAUGUGGAUUGAGGUGACUCUCUCCUCCUUAGCUCUGGCAUUAAACAUUGAAUUGUAAUAUCUUACCAUAGUCAUCCCCCAAUUUUGACCUGAAUGUAGGUGGUUUUAAAAUUGUAAAAUAAAAUUAUAUUAUUUGAUCCCUUUUCACCAAGAUUUCUAUGUUACUGUGGCCCUAUCAAACAGAUCUUUCAUCCAUCACCCAACAUUUCCAACACAUUCCUAUUCUGUUUUUUUUUUCUUUUCAAGAAAUAAUGGGAAUAUAAUACAUAUUUAAUUUUGGUAUAAGAAACCUGAUGGGUGGAUCACUUCUAGGAUGCCACUUCAGAUUUUGUUCAAACAUCACAUUAUUUGUUGUUCAUUAAUUUUUUAUGCAGCUCCCAACAUGCAAGCGGAGAUAACAAUUCCAGAAGACGAAGAAAAUGUCCCCUUUCCACCAACCACUCGGAAGUUUUUUUUUUUUUUUUGGGUUAUAUUUAAGCUUUCCAAAUUUGAAACUUUGUUGUAGGACUAUUGUGAUACUUAUUUCUCUGAGAUUUUAAAUAAAAUUUCACUUUAUGUUGUCACAUGAA